UCCUCAAAUUACACUGAUUGAAAGAAUGAGCCUUUUAUCUGUUUAUAAGGAUACAUAAGAUGACAAGACAACAAGGAAUGCAGAGAAAUGUAGACUAGUGCUUAGAAAGCUGUUCCAGUACACUGAUAAUGGGGACAGAUCAGACAACUGUUGACACUGAAGUCCUGAAGAGGAGACUCUCAGAAAAUUUCCUGGCAACUGAUUUAAGAUGGAGCUUUUUUGUCUCAGCAUUAUACAGUUACAGAUUUGACACUGUAUUGAAGCCUUUUCCACCACAGUUUUUAAAGGAGAAUGGAGAGAAAGAUAUGAAAAAACUUGAGAGAGUGGUUGAUAAGGUACCAAAAUUAAGUCAGCUGGAAUCCAGUAAUGGUGAGAUACAAGACUUACUGACAUGGGUGACAGAUACCAAAAACUUCUCUAUAGUGAAAACAGCAUUGUCAAAGUUUGAAGAAAUCCAAGCACUCACCAAAGACAGCGGUGUGUCAGCUGUGAAACCAAACUUUAUCUUUGAGGUGACCUACUCACAAGCUGCUGAUGCUAAAUUUCAGGAUGUCAGGAAAGGGAGAGAACUCUUAUUUGCAUAUCAUGGUAGUCGACUGGAGAACUUCCACUCUAUAUUGCACCAUGGAUUAGCCUCUCAUAUGAAUAAGGUUGGUGUGUUUGGGGAGGGGACCUACCUCUCCAGUGAACUCUCUGUGUCCCUGCAUUACAGCCCCAUGGGGAGAAGCUGGGAGAGAAGCAGCCUAGGUGACAAACUCAGCUGUGUGGCCGUCUGUGAAAUGAUUGAUCAUCCAUCUGUAAAAUGUCAGGUCAAGGACAAUAACAACAGAUCUCAUGCUGGCGAUAGCAUGGCAGGACAAGUUCCAGACAAAUACUAUGUGGUACAAAACAAUGAAGUGAUCCGAGUGAAAUACCUCCUGGUUUACUGCCAAAAGUCUGUCUCUCAAAGGGGAUCAACAUCUGCUAUCAGGUCCUGGUGCUUCAGACACAAGUUUUUGCUAAUGAUGAUUGUGUAUGCACUCAUCUUAAUCAUUGUUGGACUCGCCAAUUCAAAGACUUUCCGCUAUCAACUCAAGAAGUUUGGCAUGUUCAAACAGAGAUGAUAAAGUAUGACUCAAGAAGUUUUUAUAGCUUAAAUAAUUAUUAUAAGUAACAACACCUGUACCCUUUAAAGCAAUUGCUGAGGGUAUAUUGUUGAUAUUACUGGCAUUUAUUUCAAGCAUUUAUAGUAUUGUGGACCCAAAAAAUAUUGGUAAUGUGUAUAUCAAUUCUAAUCAAUCUGUACAUCUUUUCAUUUUGCUAUACUUGUUGUUUGAUGUAUUUAGAAAGAAGUUGCAAUAUAUUGUAAUUGUGUAUUCGCACUGUCAUGUUUUACUCGCCAGUUCAAUGGCUUUCCAGUAUCUACUCAAGAAGUUUGGAUUGUUCAAACAGAUUCCAAAUAUAUUUGUUUGAGACAUUUUCACUUAUAGCAUAUAUUUGUUUGCUUACAUCUUCUAGGGUCAUAUUGACUGUAGUCAGGUUAUUCUUAUAGUUGACAAUUCCUGCAGAAAUCUCACAUGUAGUUCAGAACCUUUUCUACAAGUUAGCCCAAUAUAUUAUGGAUGUCACUCUUUUUUUAUUUGUGUUGAAAAUCUAUCAAAAAGUUGCAUUUUUUUCUUUGUUCAUGAUUAUUUUUUUUAAACAAAAGUUUUCAUGUUUUAAGCUGAUUAUUCAUCAAACUUAUUGUGAAACAUUACAUGCAUUUGCACUUCUUAUGAUAAUCAUAAUUAUUCACAUUCUGGAUAAAUAAACUUUAGAAAUUUUUUUUACACCAAAUCAAGGGAAAUCAGAAUUCUGCAAUGUCAAAUUUUUAUACCCUCUGCAAAGUACCAAGGAUAUUUGGGCAUUACCUUUUUAUUUCAUCUGUCUGUCUGUCCUACUCUUUGUUUGGGCCAUAACUUUGUAAUGGAUUGGAAGAAAACAAUGGAAAAUGAAAACCAGACACAAAGAUUUUUAUGUGUUGCAGUAACUUGCAAACUUUAUAAGGAGGUUCGAUCCUGCUAUCAAAAGUCUUAAAAAAUUUUUGUCAAAUAUAUUUUUAGUAUCUAUACACGUAGCUUAAUUAAAAAUCAAAACAAAUAUGGGGGUGAAUACACUUCGUUUGAUGCUACAGUUAAUUUAUUAUGACCUUUUUUGCACUGUAAUUCCAUCUUACACAUAAAUCACUUUUCUCUCCAAUAUUUUUUUUCCCAAAUAAUCAUUGGACCAAACACAGUCUUAUUCUAUCUUGAAUAGAACACAAUAAGCAGACUGGUCAAAGUUAUAUACUCAGAAAAGAAAUUUUAAGCUAAAAUUGUUUUUUUUCCCCCUGGACUUUCACAGUAUGUUAGCUGUAUUUGUCACAAUAUGAUGAUAGAAUUCAUAAUGGUUAAUAUAUAAUGGGACCAGCAUAAAACGUUUCACUGCAUUAAAUAUCCUGCAUGGAAAAUUAAGAAUCCGAACUUAACACAUCUUCCCUAGCCAAGGGUUUCUGUUCUGCUACUCUUCUCACAAAGGAGAGUUGUGGAUUAGAAACCCUUGGCUAGUGAAGAUGAACUUUACUGUAAAUAUUUUGAAAGAGAAAAAUUGAUUAUUUUCUUCUAAAAUACCUUCCACCAUAAAAUAAUAGUUCCUCCCUUCACUUCUUGUAUAGAAUUUAAUCGUGGGUUUUUAAUUGAAUAUAGUUUAAUUGGCAUUGUAGAAUCCAAAUUCAUUUUAAGAACUUAAAUAUGAGGCAGAAUGGUUCAGACAAAAUCUGCUCAAAAGCUUGGGAUUGAACCUCCUUAAAUCAUUUUUAUGAAUAGUAACAUAGCUUCAGUUGUCUUCAAUUUCUGUUUCUUCAUCUUCUAGUAAUAGAGUUUCCAAAAGUGUGAAUGCUUCAAUCAUUAUGGUCAGAAAAUCCUUUUUCUUUGCCUAAGCGUUUCACCAUUUGUAGUUGAACAAAACAGUCUGUACAAACUACUGUAAACCAACUAUUUUUCGCGUGCGAUAAAUAUCGGAGAGUUUCAUGACCUUCUUUAACUCAGGAAUAUUUAUCACCGCAAACCAUUUAUUUUUCUGUAUAUUUGUAGAAAAUGUUUCCUAGAUUGCAAAAAUGAAUUGUUGCGGAUUGAUUUUAAACUGCCGAACUGCGAAUAAAAGAUGACACGAAUAAUGGUUGGUUUACAGUAUGUAUUUUUUGUCAAAUGUAAAUUUUAGAAAUCCAUUGAUAUUUUAUCUCUCAACUACAUCAUAGUUGUGUAUUUUUAUGCCCCUGGAUCGAAAGAUCCCGGGGGUAUAUUGUUUUUGUCCUGUUUGCCUGUUUGUCUGUUGUCAACUUUAACCUUGCCUAUAACUUUUGAUUGGUUGGAGCUAUGACUUUCAUGUUUCACAUGUGUAAACCUUGUGACAAGACCUUUCUUUGGGUACCAUCAUAUUUGACCUUGAUCUUGGAGUUUGACCCACUUUUGCAAAAUUUUAUGAGACUUUAACCUUGGCCAUAACUUCUGAACAGUUGGUGCUUGGGGUUUCAAACUUCACAUCUGUAUUCUUUGUGACAAGGCCUUCCUUUGGAUACCAACAACUUUGACCUUUUGACCUUGACCUUGGAGUUUGACCUACUUUUGAAAAACUUUAACCUUGGCCUUAACUUUUGAACGGUUAGUGCUAGGGCUUUCAUACUUCACAUAUGUAAUCCUUGUGACAAGACCUUCCUUUGGAUACCAACCACUUUGACCUUUUGACCUUGACCUAGGAGUUUGACCUAAUUUUGAAAAACUUUAACCUUGGCCAUAACUUUUGAACGGUUGAUGCUAGAGCUUUCAUACUUCACAUAUGUAAUCCUUGUGACAUCACCUUCCUUUGAAUACCAACCAAUUUGACCUUUUGACCUUGACAUAGGAGUUUGACCUACUUUUGAAAAACUUUAACCUUGGCCAUAAUUUUUGAAUGGUAGGUGCUAGGGCUUUCAUACUUCACAUAUGUAAUCCUUGUGACAUCACUUUCCUUUGGAUACCAACCACUUUGACCAUUUGACCUUGACAUAGGAGUUUGACCUACUUUCGAAAAACUUUAACCUUGGCCAUAACUUUUGAAUGGUUGGUGCUAGGGCUUUCAUACUUUACAUAUGUAAUCCUUGUGACAAGACCUUCCUUUGGAUACCAACAACUUUGACCUUGACCUUGAUGUUUUACUUACUUUUAAAAAACUUUAACCUUUGCCAUAACUUUUGAACAGUUGCAGCUAGGGCUUUCAAAUUUAACAUUUUUUAUCUUUUGGCCUGGAUUUUGAAUUGCAUUUGAGAAACUUUAACCUUCGCUAUAAGCUGCCAUACGGGGGCAUCAGUGUUUCACAAACACAUCUUGUUUCAUUCUUUUUUAAAGAAAAAUUUUAUAUCACGGGUAAAUUUGAUAAAUAACGCAAGAUUUUUGCUAAUAUUUUAUCAAUGUGUAGGGUGAAAAUACAGGUCCAGUCUACAAAUUUUUCAGAUAUACAUGUUAAACUUCUUGUAAAUAAUAACUCAAAUCAAAUUUAGAAAACCAUUUUUAUUCAAUAAAUAUAAAAAAUCAAAUAUCUCAAUUCAUAUCAUAAUUUUACAAUGACAGUAAAAAAUGCACAGCUGACAAAGUGCACUAUACAGUUGUUUGUGUAUCUGGAAGACCAUCAAUCACGGUGAAUUUUAUCACUGUUGACUUGGGGGAAAAAUGUAUGUACAAUCAUGUAACAAAGGUACAUGUACUUUGUAUUAAAGCUUCCAUUUAUUUACACAUCCUCAUUUAUAUGUUUAUGUCAGCUUUCAUUUGAUUGCAUAAUAAAUACAUGUGCAAUAUCA
This is a messenger RNA of Saccostrea echinata, 4828 nucleotides long. RefSeq names its product protein mono-ADP-ribosyltransferase PARP16-like. The record is from RefSeq and is a predicted model, not a curated record. NCBI's taxonomy places the organism in Eukaryota, Metazoa, Mollusca, Bivalvia, Ostreida, Ostreidae. Gene Ontology annotation, biological process: endoplasmic reticulum unfolded protein response. Gene Ontology annotation, molecular function: kinase binding; protein serine/threonine kinase activator activity; NAD+ poly-ADP-ribosyltransferase activity. The transcript has 7 exons. Bases 129 to 1103 code for a protein of 324 amino acids. Gene Ontology annotation, cellular component: membrane; intracellular anatomical structure; endoplasmic reticulum tubular network.